This is a messenger RNA of Camelina sativa (false flax), 951 nucleotides long. RefSeq lists its product as uncharacterized. The record is from RefSeq and is a predicted model, not a curated record. NCBI's taxonomy places the organism in Eukaryota, Viridiplantae, Streptophyta, Magnoliopsida, Brassicales, Brassicaceae.
UGACCGACUCUGCUAGACGCGUCGUAUCAAAAAUAUUCGUAAAAAUCUUUCUUCUUCUUUACUCUCUCUCGCUCUCUCUCUCUCCAUCGAUCAUAAUGGGAAUAUGUGUGUCGUUCAAUCAGAAAAACCCAGAUACUUCGCCGACGGUGAAGAUCGUGACGGUUAACGGCGAUCUACGUGAGUACAAUGUUCCGGUAAUAGCAUCUCAGGUUCUUGAAGCCGAGUCAGCAGCAGCUUCGUCGUCUUCGUCUUCCUCUAGACCUUCUUCUUACUUCAUCUGCGAUUCCGACUCACUCUACUACGACGACCACAUCCCGGCGAUAGAAUCCGAAACGCCGCUUCAGGCCGACCAGAUCUACUUCGUCCUACCGGUUUCUAAACGUCAGAACCGUUUAACGGCGUCCGAUAUGGCUGCUCUCGCCGUUAAAGCGAGCGUCGCGAUACAGAACUCCGUCGGGAAAGAAUCACGUCGGCGGAAGAAGGUUAGAAUAUCUCCGGUGAUGAUGUUGACGGGUUCUAACGAUUCGGGGAAUGAGACGACGGUUAAGAAAGGAUCACGGUCGGUUGUGAGUAAAACUGCGCCGUUUAAAGGUUCGGGUGGUUUUAACCGGUCCGGUUCGGUUCGUAAUUUGAGGAGAUAUACUUCGAGACGAGCUAAGCUUGCGGUUCGAUCUUUUAGGUUGAAGCUUUCAACCAUCUAUGAAGGCUCCGUCGUUUAGGAUGCUUUCAGUUUUUGAGGAAUAAAUAAAUAAAUUAGAAAAGAGAAAAGAAUGAAAACAUUAUUAGAAGAAGCAGAUAUUUUUUUUUCUUUUGUUACACACUGAUGAUAUAGUUUUUUUUACACGAAGAACAAAUUUGUAUAUUUCUUCUUAUACUUUUGAUUGUGUAUUUUGGUCAUUGUAGACUAGAAAUCAAUCAAUCAUAUAUUUGUUUACAAGAAAAUUAUAUAUA